CCCCUCUACCCAAAUGACAAGCUAGCGUGUCCACCGCUAUUGCUAACUAGACCGCGGAAAUAAAGCAGCAGCGCUGAGCCUUUCAUCGUCAUUCGUAGCUUGAUAGUUGAACAUAUCGUCACAGUGGCUUCGCGCAGGCCAUUUCUCAACCAACAGUUCUUUCGGGUAGCAGGUCCGGAGCAGCCGGGGGCGCGACCAGGAGCAGCCGCCACAAGUUAGACGAGAAGUUAACAUUCGUAGUUGUUUUGUUUGACAGCUAACUGUUAUAUCGCUAACUAGCUUGUCUGCUUGCUCACCGGCGUCAGGUUCAAAGCAAAGUUGCGAUCGCACGGUCACGAUUGUCUCUCUCUUUACGAUAACCGUCCUCCGCUGAUCUUUAAACGACAACAGACAGAUAACGCGACACUGCUGACUUUGUGUUGAUUUCAAAGCUGUCAGCAGAUUGUGCUGCGUGGAGACUAUUAUCUUGUUAGUGUACAGCCAGGCAGCUCUGUGCGUAAAACACACGUAACUUGCGUUCUUAUCUUGGAUUUAAAUGUCCGAAAAGAGCUCAUCGUCCGGCUCGGAUGAAGAUGUGGACCCAGAAUCUGUGCAACCUGUGGAGCUGGGAGGCGUUUUGAGCAAGUGGACCAAUUACAUCCAUGGAUGGCAGGACCGAUGGGUUGUGUUGAAGAACAAUACUUUGAGCUACUACAAGUCUGAGGAUGAAAGGGAAUAUGGCUGCAGGGGAUCUUUGUGUCUCAGCAAGGCUGUCAUCACACCCCAUGAGUUUGACGAGUGUCGUUUUGACAUCAGUGUCAACGACAGCGUUUGGUACCUCCGAGCAGAAGACCCUGAGCACAGACUCCAGUGGAUCGAGUCCAUUGAGUUGCACAAGGCGGAGUCCGGGUAUGGGUCCGAAUCUAGUCUGAGGCGUCAUGGUUCCAUGUUGUCUCUUACCUCAGCAGCCAGUGCCUUGUCCGCCACGUCCACAUCCUCCUUCAAGAAGGGUCACAGGCUAUGUGAGAAGCUAGCAGAGAUGGAGACCUUUCGGGACAUUCUUUGCAGACAAGUGGACACGCUGCAGAAAUACUUUGACUCCUGCGCUGACGGUGUCUCCAAAGAUGAAUUUCAGAGGGACCGAGUGGACGAGGAUGAAGACGACUUUCCUGCUGCCUCAAAAGCCGAUGGUGAUUGUCAUCACAACAAUAAUGGCAGCAAAGAGAAACUGUUCGCCCCGGCCAGUCCUAAAGGCAUCAAUGGCAUAGACUUCAAGGGGGAGGCCCUCACCUUCAAAGCCACAACAGCCGGCAUCCUUUCCACUAUGUCACACUGCUUAGAGCUGAUGCUCAAACGAGAGGACAGCUGGCAGAAGAGACUGGACAAGGAGCUGGAGAAGAGAAGAAGAGUGGAAGAUGCCUACAAAUCUGCUGUGUACGAACUAAAGAAAAAGUCGCAAUACGGCGGUCCUGACUAUGAGGAGGGGCCCAACAGUCUGAUCAAAGAGGAUGAGUUCUUCGAUGCAGUGGAAGCUGCCCUCGACAGACAAGACAAGAUAGAGGAGCAGUGCCAGUCAGAGAAGGUCAGGAUCCCCCGACUGACUCCAGUCCCCCCAGGCGAUGUCUUUUCCAGCAUCGGCACACACCGCUUCGCUGCCAAGGCGCAUAGCUAUUCCUCUUCCCUUUCCUCUGUCGAGCUUGUCAGUGCUUCAGAUGACAUUCACAGAUUCAGCGCUCAGGUGGAGGAGAUGGUGCAGAAUCAUAUGACGUACUCUCUUCAGGACAUGGGCGGAGAUGCAAACUGGCAGCUGGUCAUCGAGGAAGGAGAGAUGAAGGUGUACAGGAGGGAAGUGGAGGAGAACGGGAUCGUGUUGGAUCCUCUCAAAGCGACACAUUCUGUCAAAGGGGUGACAGGACAUGAGGUGUGCCAUUACUUCUGGGACACUGCAGUGCGCAUGGACUGGGAGACCACAAUUGAAAACUUCAACGUCGUGGAAACGCUCUCCGACAACGCCGUUAUCGUUUAUCAGACACACAAGAGGGUGUGGCCUGCCUCUCAGAGAGACGUCCUCUAUGUGUCAGCCAUUCGGAAGAUUCUGGCGACCAAUGAAAACGAUCCCGACACCUGGCUGGUCUGCAACUUCUCUGUGGACCACGACAAAGCGCUGCCCACAAACCGCUGCGUGCGGGCCAAAAUCAACGUCGCCAUGAUCUGCCAAACUCUGGUCAGCCCACCAGAGGGCGACAAAGAGAUCAGCAGGGAUAACAUUCUGUGUCGGAUCACAUACGUUGCUAACGUCAACCCAGGAGGUUGGGCUCCGGCCUCGGUCCUGCGAGCCGUGGCCAAGAGAGAAUACCCCAAGUUCCUGAAACGUUUCACCUCCUACGUGCAGGAGAAGACGACGGGGAAGAACAUCUUGUUCUGAGAGAGAGGACAGCUUGGCCAACUUUGCAAGAAGCUGCGUGAAGUUUGCUCUCCAUGCCAGACUGAGCAGGUCCUGGAGCCUCCUGGAACACGAAGCUGGCUUGAAUCUUCAGUAUUUGUCCUUCCAGCUUCAUCUGUGGCUCAACUUCCUUUUCUUGUAGAUACUUUUUGUACAUUUCCCAUGAUUAUUACAUAUACUUGUCGUGUUUUGUUUUUUUAUUGGGGAGGGGGGCCUAACUACUAGCAUGGCCGCUACUUGUCCGCUGCUACAAACUGGAACGUCCCUUCUAGUGACGACUGCGGUCUGAGGGAAGGCCGGGCGUUUCUUUUCCCC
This is a messenger RNA of Entelurus aequoreus (snake pipefish), 2737 nucleotides long. Its product is annotated as ceramide transfer protein-like. Gene Ontology annotation, molecular function: phosphatidylinositol-4-phosphate binding. Gene Ontology annotation, biological process: ER to Golgi ceramide transport. Gene Ontology annotation, cellular component: Golgi apparatus. Bases 536 to 2404 code for a protein of 622 amino acids. The record is from RefSeq and is a predicted model, not a curated record. Lineage: Eukaryota; Metazoa; Chordata; Actinopteri; Syngnathiformes; Syngnathidae. The transcript is spliced from 18 exons.